UCUUGCCGUUCAGUACCACAUUGAGAUCUCCCAGUGGAGUUGCGUGGCCGCGCCCAAGACUCACUCUUCAACAUGCUCUUAGUUCCCCUCUUAUCUUAGCCUCCCCAGCAGUGUUCAAUGCAUGAGUGACGAGUGCGAUAAAGCAAGAAAACAAAGGAAAUAAGACGUAUAAUGGAUAUAUAGAAGCGGAAAUACACAAAAACUCACCAAUAUGCCAAGGCCGCGAGGUGGUGGUGGUGAUGGUGUUUGGGUGUGUGUGGUGGUGGUGACGCUUGUGGUGCUAUGGGGGCCUAGUGAAAUCAAAGCAGAACCCAAAUUUGAAUGUCCACCCACCACUAAAUAUUUCUUCCCUUGUAAUUGCACGGGAGGGGGAGAAAGAGGUUUAUUUAUAAGUUGCGAUAACACCAAUCUCGCUUCUAUAGCAGUGGGCCUUGCUAAUAUCAGACUGCCAAUAGAGGAGCUUCGCAUGAACAAAUGUCACUUCAAGAAGCUGUACGGGGAUAUAUUCAACAACGUUAUUCUCAUUAAUCUGGUGAUCGAGGACACGCCCUUAGAGGAAGUAGGAAAUGAUGUGUUCAGGCCAGUUGGCAACACCCUCACUGUGCUGAAGAUCCACAGGGCGCCCCUUACCAAGGUGCCCACGCCCGCCCUCUCAGACCUCAAGGAACUAAAGCUACUGGAAAUCACGGAAGCCAACCUGACCACAAUACCCUCAGCCGCCUUCAAUGGGCUCAACAACCUUGUCAUUCUAACUCUGAGUAACUGCAGUCUGAAUAAUAUACACAAGGAUUCUCUGCAGGGACUCUCGAAACUAAAGAAAAUCAAUCUGAGCUACAACAACCUGAAGAAUGUUCCCAAUGGAGUGUUCAGGGGCAAGAGACAAAUGAAGGUGCUGGAUCUGGCUUAUAACAAGUUCAACAAGCUGGAUUCAAAGUAUUUUCAGGAUCUCAAUCAGCUCACGUGGUGCAAUAUGUCACACAACGAAAUCAAGAACUUUGGCAGGAAUCCCUUCGCCCGCAACCAGGUCCUCGGGUGGCUGUCCCUCUCCCACAAUCAGCUCACCAAGGUUGAUGCCCGCACCUUCAGAUCCAUGCGUUUCAUGCGGCGCCUUUACCUGAAUGACAACAAAAUUACAUCGGUUGGCCGUGGUGCCUUUGGUAACAUUGGGAGGAUAGCCACAAUUGACCUUUCACGGAACCAGCUGCCAUUUGUAGAUGGAAGAAUCUUUGUGGACUUUGAGUUUUGUGAGGAAAUCAAUUUGGCUGAAAACAAGAUCACGACUAUAAAGAGUAAUGCAUUCGUAAACUUGUUCUUAGUGGCCGUCAACAUAAGUCAUAACCAAAUCGCAACAAUAGAGCCAGAUGCAUUUGUCAAUACUCGGAACAUCACUAUACUCGACCUCUCACAUAACAACAUCAGCAAGAUACCCAAGGAAGCGUUCCCGGGAGAACAUAGUUACAUGACAGACUUACGAUUGCAGUUUAAUAAUAUCUCCACCCUGGCAGAUGUACCCUUCCACUUCUCAGGAGUGAAGAUCGUUAACCUCACCUAUAACAGACUUGAGCACAUCCCCAGAAGAACGUUUCCAAAGUUAUAUGAACUUCACACACUUGACUUCAGCCAUAAUCGACUAAAUAAAAUAGACAGAAGUGUGUUUUCCAACCUCUAUUCUAUCCGGCAAAUGGAUUUCAGCUACAACAACAUGACAACUCUAUUUGGAAGUAUUUUUGGCACCCUCCCAACACUCCUCAAGCUGGACGUGUCACAUAAUCACUUAAACAAAAUCUCCCGUGCCAUGUUUGCAAACCUGGUGUCUCUCCGGGAGCUUUUCCUGAAUAACAACGAGAUAAAUACAAUUCCUCUGAUCCCACAGUCCCUCAAUUAUCUCCACCUGCAGCACAACAACCUUUCCCGCCUUCCAUCAGCACACACGUGGCCUCAGAUGAAUGCUCUUCUUUAUCUGGAUCUGGAUCAUAACAAACUUGGCGACACUCUGGAAUCCGGCUCCUUCCGUAACUUAAAUUCUCUGCGGUAUCUGAAGCUACGUAACAACUCCAUCACAACUCCCCCUUGGCAGGCAUUUGCAGAGCUACAGACCAUCCAGUACUUGUCUCUUGACCACAAUAAGAUAGAGAAUUUAACCCGAGGUGCCUUUGGUCGUCUCCCAGUGGUGUUUGAGUUGACUCUAUCACAUAAUGGCAUGAUGAACAUCAGUAAGCAAUCAUUUGAGGGGCUACUGCAGCUUCUAAUGCUUAACCUCUCCCACAACGCCCUCCAUCAGAUCCCCAAUGAAGCAUUCCGAGGGUGUGUCUCCAUGCAGUCCAUUGAUCUAUCUCAUAACUUCCUUAAAAAGAUUGACAAUGAAACAAAUGGACUCCUGGAUGACCUCCUGUCCAUCCGGCACAUCAACGUCUCACACAACCAGUUCGGCACAGUGUCCAAGAAAAUGUUUCCGUACCACAAAUGGAUCCCGUACAAUGUCCAAACAGUUGACAUGAGCUACAACAUGAUGCCCGUCCUGCACAAGAACCUCCUCAUUGGGUUACAGAAAGUAAAGAAGCUCAACAUCUCACACAACAUUGUCAACAUCAUUCGUCCAAGUGUCAUCGGUAACUUGACACACCUGGAGGUUCUGGAUCUCUCUUAUAAUGAGCUUGAGGCCCUGGGGAACAGUGUGUUUGGGAGAGGGAAAGCCCUACGUGAGGUGCAUCUACAGCACAACCAUCUCAUCUCCAUUCCAGCACCUGUCUUCAUGUCCAACGAGAACCUCACUUACCUGGAUGUACGAAAUAAUAACCUUCAUGUUUUCUAUGAAGUAUUUGUUCCUCGGGUGACAAAUGGAACAGUGAUCAGAUACUCGGACAACCCUGUGGAGUGUGACUGUACACUCCGCAGGGUAAGAGCCUGGCUGGACACCUGGCUUGGCUCUGAGAAGUGGCGCGAUAUAGUGUGUGCAAGCCCUCUGCAUCUUGCUGGCCGAUCAUUACCUAUGAUAUCAGAGGAGGAGCUGAGAUGCAGUGAUGACCGUCGGGCCAGUGAUCUAUAUCAGGUCAACCCAGACGUACGUUUCCGACUGGCAGGACACAAUCCAGACCAAAUGGAGAAGCUGGAUGUGUCCUGGUACGUCACCACUCAGGAGGAUGUCGGCGGCUUCAAUGUGACAGUGUACAACAUGACCUCUGGCAAGACCGUCGCCUCCAGCGCCCUCUCCUACUCCAGCAGACGGGAGAAAUUUUCCGAAGUGCCAAGAGGGAGGUACAGAGUUUGUGUUGGCACCCACGACUCCCUUCAAGCCAACCGUGCACUCCAGCCAGCCCAGUGUCAUGGGUUCUUUGUCAGCCAUGCCCACACACACCACACUCACACCAUCCUCUCCAUCAUCCUUGCCCUUGUGCUUCCAUUAUUACUGAUGCGGUAGUAUAUAUAUUUUCCCUUCUCUACCAUGCUUCUCUUAGCCUCAUUAUGUUCCAGCAAGCUCUUACAAUGUAUUCUGUUAAUGCUAAACUGGAUGGCACCACCAGCAUGCCUUUUGAGGGGGAAGAGAAGAAGGGUUAGGAGGGAAAGAAGACUCAUUCAUCUCCUUUAUCCUUUUUUUUCACGGCAGCCAUAUAACUCUUCUCAUUUUUUCCCACUUCUAAUUUAACUGUGAUAUAUGUCAGUUCCUUUUUUAUUUUUAUUUUAUUUUAUUUUUUUUCUUAAGAAGGAUACAUGUAAUGCCAAAACUAAGUAUGUAAAUUAUUUGUUAAACUAAUACCAAAAUCAAGUGGAAACAAUAUAAUGAAGUUUUAUAAUGACCGGUGAUUAUGACCCAAUUUAUCUUGUUUAUUAUAAAGGUAACAUUCUAUAUUCUAUACUAUUUUAUUUACAUUCAGUAGCAUAGAUCAUAUUGUAUACUAUACAGAUGCAUAUUUUUACACAUAUGUAUAUUUCUCAUACACAUGACAUAUCCAUUUGUAUAUAAAGGCGAUAUCAAA
Molecule: messenger RNA, 3974 nt
Organism: Scylla paramamosain (green mud crab)
Lineage: Eukaryota; Metazoa; Arthropoda; Malacostraca; Decapoda; Portunidae
Product: chaoptin-like
Exons: 7
Coding region: 212-3418 (1068 amino acids)
Cellular component (GO): extracellular matrix
Molecular function (GO): protein binding
Source: RefSeq, a predicted model, not a curated record